UCGGUCGAAAAAGCCCUCUUCCGGGCCCUCCGCACGUCCCGCCUCGUCGAAUCCCGCGCUUCCUCGGGAUACUCACGUUGCGGGCGUACCGACAAGGGUGUCAGCGCCGCCGGACAACAGACUGAUCCUCCCCUUCGCCAACAACGGGCACUGCGCGAACACGCGUACGACAAAAUUCUGAACAACUUGUUGCCCGAUGACAUUCGGGUCCUGGGUUGGAUACCAGUAUCCGACGACUUUUCGGCACGCUUUUCCGCCACUUCGCGGACCUACCGGUACUUUUUCCGCCGCCGUCGGACUUUGGAUGUCGAAGCUAUGCGCCAAGGCCUCCAUCGGAUGCAAGGGACACACGACUUUCGCAAUUUCUGCAAAAUGGAUGUCGAAAAGGUCUACAACUUUGAACGCCGAAUCGAUAAGGCUGAAAUAGUCAAUAUGGAGCGAGACACCGGCGUCUCCUACUUUUUAAUUGUCGGCCAGGCAUUCUUGUGGCAUCAAAUUCGUUACAUGGCGAGUAUUUUGUUCGCCAUCGGUCAAGGCUUGGAAACGCCUGAGUUGGUCACGGCCAUGCUGGAUAUCGCGCAGAAUCCGGGUAAGCCAGCCUAUCCUUUGGCGGAUGAGCAACCGCUAGUGCUGCACGAUUGUGGCUAU
This is a messenger RNA of Phaeodactylum tricornutum CCAP 1055/1, 648 nucleotides long. RefSeq lists its product with no specific name. Gene Ontology annotation, biological process: tRNA pseudouridine synthesis; mRNA pseudouridine synthesis. The record is from RefSeq and is a predicted model, not a curated record. The annotation marks the transcript as partial. Lineage: Eukaryota; Bacillariophyta; Bacillariophyceae; Surirellales; Neidiaceae. Gene Ontology annotation, cellular component: cytoplasm; nucleus. The transcript has 2 exons. Gene Ontology annotation, molecular function: pseudouridine synthase activity; RNA binding.